AACCCGUGCUACAACUAGUGCUACAAACCCAUUGUUACCUAAACAAAAGAUCAUGAACAAUUACUUACGAAUGAGCUUAGAACUAUGAAGUUCCUCAAACAGGGUACAAAGGCACAAACCACCAUGAGGUAAGCUUCGCCAAAAAAGAUUAAUUAACUUCCUGCUAUUUCUCCUUCUUUGCUAUCUUAAAUAGGUAAAUUCCAUGCAUUACUUUAACAGAGCGCCCUCUAAUGCUCAAGUGAGUAAUGACAGUGCAGCUCUAAGAGGACUUCCGGUACAUAAGUAACAGAGAAACUGUUACAACCAAAUCUGUUUUGCAAAUUAUAUUAUACAGUGUUAUACCACAGGGCUGUUGAAUGCUUGAAUCUGAUUGGCUGACGAACGUUUUCAGGGAAACGCACGGCGAACGUAGUUCCAGGCAGCUCUUGACCUCAUUACAUGACCAUAUCACUUUGCCAAAUGAUUUCUGUUAUUUCAAAGGUCUUACAACAGCAAAAUAACCAAAACCCACAACGACACUGGGACAAACAAAUAAAUAUAGUAAACAAAAGGAUAAAAACGACAGAUCAUGUCCAGGUUUUUGCCACAAAAUUGAAUGAAUAAAUGAAUGAGGCAUUUAUAUAGCGCUUUAUUGUGUAUUGCAAUACACCCAAAGUGCUUUACAAUCAUGUGGGGGGGUCUCUCCUCAACCACCACCAGUGUGCAGCAUCCACUUGGAUGAUGCGACGGCAGCCACAGGACAACGGCGCCAGUGCACUCACCACACACCAGCUACAGGUGGAGAGGAGAGAGAGAUAGAGCCAAUCAAGUGGAUGGGGAUUAUUAGGAGGCCAUGAUUGACAAGGGCCAGUGGCGGGAAUUUGGCCAGGACACCAGGGUUACACCCUACUCUUUACGAUGAGUGUCAUGGGAUUUUUAGUGACCACAGAGAGUCAGGACCUCGGUUUAACAUCUCAUCCGAAAGACGCUUUAUUAUGUGUUUCUAAACCAGCUCUGACUGUUAAACCUCAGAGUUCAGUCUUUACUGGAGACUCAGUUACUCUGAGAUGUGAGGUGAUUCAGUCACAGAAUGGAUGGGAGUUUCUCUGGAGAAAAGACUCAAACCCUGAAUCUACUGGAGCUGCAACUAAAACAAUCAAACCUGUGACAGUCUCUGAUGGAGGAGAGUACAGCUGCAGAGCACGAAGAGGAGGAUAUUACACAGAUUACAGUAAACCAGCAGCAGUAACAAUAUACGGCAAACCAAAACCCAAAGUGACCAUUAAACCUCUACAUGUGUUCAGAGAAGAGACAGUCACUCUCAGAUGUGACAUAUAUGCUGAAGGAGUCACUAGCUGGAGCUACAGAUGGUAUAAAGAAGGUUUAAGCAGAGUUUUCAGUGAAUUACAGGAACACACAUUCAGUUCUGUUACUGAGUCUGACGCAGGUAAAUACUCCUGUAAAGGAUCAGAGACAGAAGGAUCACGCUGGUCACAAAUGAGUGAUAAAGUUACACUGACAGUAUCAGAUCCCAAAGCAGUUUUGAGUGUUUCUCCUCAGAAGUGGUUGACUGAAGGAGAUCCAGUGACUCUGAUCUGUGAGGUUCACAGCUUCUCUACAGGCUGGACAUUCAGCUGGUUCACUUUAACUGACUCAGCAGAUCAGUAUAAUCUGCUCUCAGACAGCAGCAGAGGAGCAGGAGGAAACUACACUGUCAGUUCUGCUGUAAAUCACACAGGAGUUUAUGUGUGCAGAGCAGAGAGAGAGAAAUCAGUCUAUAAAACACAGCACAGCAACACACAGCAGCUGUGGGUCACUGGUGUUUCUCCUCCAGUCUCUCUGAUCGUCAGUCCCAGCAGAACUCAACACUUCACAUCUGUCUCUCUCUCUCUGAGCUGUGAGGACCAGAGUAACUCUACUGGAUGGAGAGUGAGAAGAUACACAGACAGUGGACGGCUGGAAGAUUGUUCUUCAUUACGUCGAGGAUCACAAACAGGAUCUACAUGUACAAUCAGACCCACCAAUGCAUCACACACUGGAGUGUACUGGUGUCAGUCUGAAUCUGGAGAGAAACAUCAUCCUGUUAAUAUCACUGUACACUCUGGUGUGAUUCUGGAGAGUCCUGUUCAUCCUGUGACUGAAGGAGAUCAUCUGACUCUACGCUGUUUAUAUCGACACACAACCGCUCCAAACCUCAGAGCUGAUUUCUAUAAAGAUGGAUCACUCAUCCAGAAUCAAACUACAGAGAUGAGCAUCACUACUGUCUCAAAGUCACAUGAGGGUUUCUACUCCUGCAAACACCCAGAGAGAGGAGCGUCACCCAAGAGCUGGAUCUCAGUCAGAGCUCCCACAGACUCAAGAUCUGAUGGUCUCAAACCCAUGAUAAUUGGAGUCACUGCAGGACUGACUCUCACAGUUUUCAUCAUUGUCUUGCUCCUGCUGUGGCGCUACAGAAACAACAAAGGUGGCAGAUCUCAGUCUCCCUCUUCUGUCAGUCAACAGCAGAUCAGCAGUCAGACAUCAGACCAGAACCAGAGUGAAGCCGGAUACAACACACUGCUGUCUGCCGCCUGCUCUCGCCUACAUUUCAGGCGAGGCGCAUCUCAAACAAGCCUAUUGUGUGAUGAGGGUACAGCGAACCAGUGUUGCCAGGGUGGCAGAUCUCAGUCUCCCUCUUCUGUCAGUCAACAGCAGAUCAGCAGUCAGACAUCACACCAGAACCAGAGUGAAGCCGGAUACAACACACUGCUGUCUGGAACUGCUCAGUUUUAUGACACUGUUUAUGCAACUGUUAAUGAUGACAGUGUAAGUGAGUCUUCUGAACACAUGUAUGCUGAGAUUGAACUGAAAUCUACAACGAAACAGAAGAAAAACAAAGAGAAUGAAACGGAGAGUUCUGACUGCCUUUACUCUAAACUUGCACUGCAAACAGAUCAAGGUGCUGGAUCUAGUGAAGCGACAUAUGUUCAAGUUAAAUAAAAAUAUGGCAUGAGAAGAAACUUUCAAUCCCAGGAUACUGAUGAGAUUCUGCUGAGAAGGGCUGAAAAUGACACGAUCAUCAAUGAUCAAUAAUACGGUUUAUUGAGCACCUGAUGGCAAUAGAUUUAUCAGCACUUAAUAUUAGUGAUUCAAACCAUCAUGUGCGUCAGAAAGUUUGCAUGCUAAUAUUUGAUUAUGCAUUGGAGGGAAAAAUAAGAAUGAUAACCCUAUGGUUUAGUAACACAGUGUGUAUUGGCUUAUUGGUUGAUACUAGCAAAGGCAGUAGAUUAUUAUUUGACAAUUGAGAGAACAGAAUAUUAAAUGUAAGGCCAUUUCUUUUCUGACUGUUGAGUAAGUAAACAAGUUUCCUUUCCCUGGAAAUAUUAAAGGGUUAGUUCACCCAAAAAUGAAAAUUAGCCCAUGUUUUACUCACCUUCAAAGCGUCCCAGGUGUAUAUGACCUUCUUCUUUCAGACGAAUCCAAUCGGAGUUAUAUAUAUUUUUUUUUCAACGAUCCAAAAGUAGUCUUUUCUCUCAUUUCCGCUAAAUGUAGUGCGCAGAAGCCGUUCCGUAUGGAUGGUGUAGGACGUAUGCGCAGCGCUUGCGGCGGUGAUUAGAGACGAACACAGAAGAACAGCGGAGAGACAGCAAAACAAAACGCCAUCACGAAUUAGAAGCACAAAACGAGGAUUUGUAAAGAAGAAUGUCGGGGGAUUUCAAUACAAGCCAAGAGGAGACUGGUUUUCCUUUGCUAAAGUAAGCAAACUUUGCUUCCUUUUCUCCUGUAAACAAACUCACGAAACUAGAAUAUCUCACCGACGCAUACGUCCAUCCGCCGGAACGGCUUACACAAAUGACAAUUAGCGAAGUGAAAGAAAAGUGUUUAUAACGUUUUAAAUAUUGAUAUUUUUCUCACAAAAAUACAUUGAUUUACUACAGGAAGCCUUUAUUCACCCCCGGAGCCAUGUGAGGUAUGUUUUAUCACGGAUGGAUGCGCUUUAUUUCACUACUUUUGGACUGUUGAAAAAAAACACCCGCCUCCAUAGCGUCCUGAAAGUAGUGACUUGUGAAUAUACAACAGCGCGAAUCAAUGGGGCCAAGCCUUCUACUAUUGAUGCUUGGCAGUGUUUUUUCUUUAACAUACUCGAUUAUAUAAUGGAAUUACUUGUUUUUUUUUUUCUCCCUCUCUCUCUCCUUUUUGACUAGACUUGAAUUGUUGAUUUGUAUGGAUGUUGUUUUGUUUGUUUUGAAUGGAUGUUGUGAUGUUAUGUAGGAAGAUUAAUAAAAAGUUGAUGACAAAAAAAAAAA
Molecule: messenger RNA, 4265 nt
Organism: Onychostoma macrolepis
Lineage: Eukaryota; Metazoa; Chordata; Actinopteri; Cypriniformes; Cyprinidae
Product: Fc receptor-like protein 5
Exons: 15
Coding region: 898-2958 (686 amino acids)
Biological process (GO): cell surface receptor signaling pathway
Molecular function (GO): transmembrane signaling receptor activity
Source: RefSeq, a predicted model, not a curated record